Messenger RNA from Saccostrea cuccullata (small rock oyster), 732 nucleotides. Its product is annotated as U4/U6.U5 tri-snRNP-associated protein 1-like. The transcript has 4 exons. Bases 1 to 489 code for a protein of 162 amino acids. The record is from RefSeq and is a predicted model, not a curated record. Gene Ontology annotation, biological process: mRNA cis splicing, via spliceosome; maturation of 5S rRNA. Lineage: Eukaryota; Metazoa; Mollusca; Bivalvia; Ostreida; Ostreidae. Gene Ontology annotation, cellular component: U4/U6 x U5 tri-snRNP complex.
AUGGGUAUAAUACCUGCCUGUAAUAUAGAAAAUGCUUUUGGAACCACUUGCUGGCACCACCACCACUUAUUACUGAUAGUGAUCAACUACUUUUUUUUCAGUGACUUAGACGAGAAAUACAGCAGAAAGAGGGACCGAUACAGUGGAGGGGGAGGGCUGACACAGGACUUCAAGGAGAAAGAGGGAUAUAAACCGGACGUCAAACUGGAAUACGUGGAUGACGGGGGGCAUCUGCUAAAUCAGAAGGAGGCCUUCAGACAGCUGUCUCACAGGUUCCACGGGAAAGGCUCCGGCAAAAAGAAAACAGAAAAACGAACUAAAAAACUACAGGAGGAACAGUUGAUGAAGCAGAUGAGUUCCACAGACACGCCCCUUGGUACACUGAACAUGCUUAAGGAUAAGCAGAGAACAGAGAAGUCACCUUACAUUGUCCUGUCUGGCUCCAAAGGUUUCUCAUCAAAUUCCAUCAUUAAACCAAGUCAAACGUGAAUCUGGGAGAAUAUUAUGUGCAUUUCCUAGACUUCGAAUGCAGAUAAAAUAUAUGAAGGAGGUCAACUACAGACAGUAAACAUCCCUUGAGCAGUCUGUGAUUUAUUGGCUCACUAAAUCAUUACAUUACAUUGCAUCAUGAUUUUAUUGGCUCUGACAGUAAAUAAUGACAUUUACACUUGUACAUUGCAUCAUUUUAUCUUUGUUAGAUUCAACAACUGUCAAUAAAAACAUGAAAACAGA